This is a messenger RNA of Gadus chalcogrammus (walleye pollock), 3840 nucleotides long. It is a transcript of the gene abcd4, whose product is annotated as ATP-binding cassette, sub-family D (ALD), member 4. Gene Ontology annotation, molecular function: ATP hydrolysis activity; ATP binding; ABC-type transporter activity. NCBI's taxonomy places the organism in Eukaryota, Metazoa, Chordata, Actinopteri, Gadiformes, Gadidae. Gene Ontology annotation, cellular component: peroxisomal membrane. The record is from RefSeq and is a predicted model, not a curated record. The transcript has 19 exons. The coding region runs from base 1257 to 3119 and encodes 620 amino acids. Gene Ontology annotation, biological process: fatty acid beta-oxidation; long-chain fatty acid import into peroxisome; very long-chain fatty acid catabolic process.
AGGGGGGUGGAGGGGGGAUUGAUACCACUGCUGGGGUCAAGGGAACCCACACGCACACACACACACGUUUCUGUACCAAGAUAACAGUGUUUGGUUCCUGUUUGACCCCAACGGGCCGAUGCCUUUGUCACGGAGAGUUCUUCCCGUGGCUGACCAAUCUCUUGCCUCUCGACAAACAAGCAUGAAUAAGGGAAGCCUCUGAAAAAGCUUUGUAUUGUUGUACCGUGGUUAUGCUCGAGUGAGGGACAUGUUUAUACAGUAUCUUAACACACCAGAAUGUAUAUCCCACAAUAUCCCCCUGAAGUCCAGAGAAUGAGCAAAUGAAACGAGUGCAAUCUGGUUUGUUACUUUGGAUAUGCACAAAGUUAAAGGUAAGAGAUAAUCUUUUGGCACAUUGAACCUAAAUAGCAUUGGGUUCAUGUACCUGACAAUUUAUAUCAAUAGGUCUAACCUUUGUAUUCCUCUGAUAAGAGAUACCGAUUUGACAUUCAUCCCCUCACAAAGAUACAGCCCCCCCCUAUUGCGUUAACAGUGCUCUUUGAGUCGUACAAAUAUACUACCUAGUGGUUUUUAUUGGAGUCAGCAUUGCUUUAAUGCUUUAAAAGCCUAUUUGCUGUGAUCAUGUAUUAUUUCUUUGCUUGUUUUAAUUUGUUUGGUUUUGCUAAUAUAUAUUAUUUAACUAUGCUGCACUAAUGACUAAUUGCAAUAUAAAACGUGUACAACGUAUAUCAAAAUGAACUUUAAUGUUUUUAAUUUACAUUCAGAAAUCCGAAUAAACUAAACUUUUUUCAGGCAUUAAGCUGAAUAACGUGAUUUUUAUACCCAUUCGUUUUCCUGGUGAUGACAAUUGAAUGCAUUGUUGGAAGAAAAUAAAUGCUUUAUUUCGGACACUGGCGUCGCAUUCUUUCAUAACGAGACCAUUGAUCUGGGGAACUUUUACUCUGAAAAAAAUACACGUCGCAUAUCCUGGACCGGAAACGAGCGUGUGAGGAAUUGUUUACUUGUUUCGCUUACCUGCGGCUGCGGGUGUUGCAGUGACUGUCUGCGCCUCGUAGUCAUCACCCAGUUCUUCAUACGUCGACUUCUCCGGUGUUUUAUAAUCUCUCCUACGUUUUAGUUUCGUUAUCAGUUUCCCAACAAUUGUCAUCGAUGAUCCGAAAUAAGGAAUCAACGUGAAUGUGAAUCUCCGGAACUAUUUUACUACCGCACUUUAUUUUUUAAGUUUCAAGGUUUAAACUUUCACAUGCGCUGUAGCAAUGCCGACUUCACCAAAGAAAAAUGUCCGAGAAAAAAAGAGACUACAGCUUGACUGGAGGUUUGUGCAGAGGUUUCUCAGCAUCCAGAAGGUGCUGUUUCCAUCCUGGACCAGCCAGAGCGUGCUUAUGUUCGGAACGCUUCUAGUGCUCACCUUGACGGAGCAGCUGAUCAUUUACCAGGUGGGUAUCCUUCCCAGCCAGUUCUACAUGGUGUUGGCUGACAAGGAUUACGCAGCCUUCCGCAACCUGAUCACCCUUGCUAUACUGCUCAUCCUGCUCAACUCCACCCUGAAGAGCCUGGACCAGUACAUCUGCAGCCAGAUGUAUGUGGGCUGGCGGCAGUCCCUCACGGAGAGCCUCCACGCAGACUACUUCCGGGGCAGGGUGUACUACACCCUCAACGUCCUCCGGGAGGACAUAGACAACCCAGACCAGCGGAUCAGCCAAGACACAGAGAGGCUGUGCAAGCAGAUGAGCAACAUGGCCAGUCGGAUCAUCGUCUCCCCCUUCACGCUGGCCUACUACACCUACCAGUGCUACCACAGUACUGGCUGGAUGGGUCCAGUGAGUAUCUUCGGCUACUUUGUGGUGGGGACCAUCUCCAACAAAAUGCUCAUGGGUCCGAUUGUCAACACGCUGUUCCAACAGGAGAAACUAGAGGGCGACUUCAGGUUCAAGCACAUGCAGAUCAGGGUCAACGCGGAGUCUGCUGCCUUUUACAGAGCGGGUAAAGUGGAACACAUGAGGACCGACCGGAGACUACAGAGUCUGCUGCAGACUCAGAAGAGGCUGAUGAACAAAGAGCUCUGGCUGUACAUCGGGGUGAACACCUUUGACUACCUCGGCGGCUUCCUCAGCUACAUCAUCAUCGCCAUUCCCAUCUUCACGGGCAUCUACGACGACCUCAGCGCCGGGGAACUGAGCGCCCUCAUCAGCCGGAAUGCGUUUGUGUGCAUCUACCUGAUAAAUGGCUUCUCCCAGCUAAUAGACCUGUCCACUACUCUGUCAGACGUGGCUGGGUACACCCACAGGAUCGGAGAGCUCAGGGAGGCGAUGGCGGACAUCUUGCGGAGACAGUGUGAUUACGACCCGGCUUCAGGGGACAACUACGACUUUGACAGUGACUUCAACAUCCACGCGGGCCCGGCCGACACGGCCUUCGUCCUGGACCGGCUGUCCUUCCGCUCCCCGGACUCGGACGAGCUCCUGGUGGAGGAGCUGAGCCUGAAGAUCAGCCAGGGGCGCCACCUGCUGGUGGUGGGGAACACGGGCACCGGCAAGACCUCGCUGCUGCGUGUGCUCAACCGUCUCUGGGAGGCCGACAGCGGUUUUGUUCAGAUGACCACGUGCUUCGGGCCCCGAGGGAUCCUGUUCCUGCCCCAGAAGCCGUACCUCACAGACGGAACGCUGCGUGAGCAGGUGAUCUACCCCUUGAAGGAUAUUUACCCUGCCUCAGGGUCGGUGGACGAUGAAAGAAUAAUCCAGUUUCUGGAACUGGCUGGGGUGUCCAACCUACUGAAGAGGACCGGAGGUCUGGACGAGAAGGUGGACUGGAACUGGUAUGACGUCCUGUCGCCGGGCGAGAUGCAGCGCCUCUGCUUCGCUCGCCUCUUCUACCUGCAGCCCAAAUACGCAGUGUUGGACGAGGCCACCAGUGCGCUCACAGAGGAGGCCGAGGGACAGCUGUACCGGCUGUGCAAACAGCUGGGCAUGACCCUGAUCAGCCUUGGCCACCGCAGCAGCCUGGAGAAGUACCACGACGUCUCCUUGAGGCUGUGUGGAGGAGGCCGCUGGGAGCUGACCACGCUGAAGGAGAACGGGGACGCCGACGACGGCCAUGUCAUAGAGGACACCGGCCUGUGAACACCUGAACAGCCUCAGCACCAGGUGUGUGAGGGAUGAACAAUAAAUGCUAAAGGACGAGGCAAGACGCACCUCUGCAGGGCGUUCUUUAGUGGCCGAUGUGGAGCACUGAUGGAAUCGGGAGGAGUUGACUCACUACUAUUUUGCUAAAGGCAGUGUGAUAACGUUUACAGUUGGUUAUUUGGUCGUUACGCAGAAAUGUUUAGGGGAGUUUUACAAGGCAAUGUUUGGCUGGCUAACCUUUCUUGUAAAAUAUGAUUUAUUGUAAAUAUAAAUGGAAAUUUAGACUAGAUUGGUCUACAUUUUGUUGUGUGCCUGUUAUUAGAGCAAAAUGUACUUGUGCUCUCAUGUCUACAAUCAUUGCACUGAUCAAUAGAUUUUUAAAUAAAAAAAAGCUAAAAAGUUCCCUUCUGACUUUUGACUCCUGUGAACGGUAUACAGUAUUUCAAAACUCGUAUCAGUUUCAUCUAAAUGGGUUAAUCAACAAUAUAAUGGUAAGAAUAUGACCGCAAAAUCAUACGUGGAAAAGCAUGCCGUCCAUUAUCUUGCCUUUCCGUGAACUUUGGCCUCAAAGUGGAAACAAGUGGCUCCUCGUGGAUUCCCUGCUUCCUUGUAUGAACCUUGAGGUUUUAGAUGUAACCAAACUCCUCUUCUUCACCCUUCCUCUCUCACCAACAGUCCGAUGAGCACCAAAUUUGGGCUAGCCUGAUAUGAAUAAGGG